UACUUCGUGCUAUGACGUCAGUUCAGCUGUUGUCCUGUUGCCUGCUGUCUUGCGUGAAGUGAACUGUGAUGUUAUCUUGGGUUAUUGUCUCUUUCCGUUUGCAGUUUUAAUUCUGACAAUUUUAUUCCUUUGUUGUGUAAUUUUGGGGUUGCGCGUUUAACUUGGAGUUAGAUAUUUUAAAUUUUACUAUUAAAUUAUGGCUCAAAAUCCUACAAGCAGUGCUUUACGUGCUCUAGCCUUGGAAUUCAAAAGCAUUCAAGAGGAGCCAGUCGAAGGUUUUCGUGUUAAACUUGUUUCUGAUGAAAAUCUUUUUGAAUGGGAAGUAGCAAUAUUUGGACCCCCCAAAACUUUAUAUGAAGGUGGUUAUUUUAAAGCUCAUGUGAAAUUUCCACCUGAUUAUCCUUAUUCACCACCAUCCAUCAGAUUCCUAUCCAAAGUAUGGCAUCCAAAUGUCUAUGAAAAUGGUGAUUUGUGCAUUUCUAUUCUCCAUCCACCAAUUGAUGAUCCUCAGAGUGGUGAACUUCCUUGUGAACGUUGGAAUCCUACUCAAAACGUUCGCACAAUAUUGCUCAGCGUUAUUUCACUAUUGAAUGAGCCUAAUACUUAUUCUCCGGCAAAUGUUGAUGCUUCGGUUAUGUACAGGCGUUGGAAGGAUUCAAAAGGCAAGGAUAAAGAAUAUGAAAACAUAAUUAGGAAACAAGUUUCUGCAACGCAUGCCGAAGCUACAAAAGAUAAUGUAAUAGUGCCUAUGACUCUUGAAGAAUAUUGCAUUAAGCAUACAGCUAAACCAUCUGAGCAAGAAUCCGAUAUGACUGAUUUCUACGAUGAUGAUUAUGGAGAUGACAUGGAUGAGGAAGAUGAGGAUGAAGAAGAUGAGUAUGAUGAGGAUAAUGAAGAUUCUGGGAAUGGUGAAACAUGAUAUUUUGGUUUCAUCUUUCCUAGUAUCAUUUCAAUUGAAUUUUAUUUGUGAAGCAAGUUUUAGAGCCAUACCAAAAAUGUUGCAAUUUAUGGGCAAAGAGACAAUAUUGCGGAACUUUUAUGGCAAGGUGUUAUAAAAACACAUGUGUGCUUAAUGAAAAUUGCAUUAUGUAGCAUUCAUCAAUGACUCCUUAUCAUUAUCAGAAACAUUUCAAAAGUUAACCUAUGAAAUGUUUCUACAUCAUUUAACCAAGGUGUUCAUCAGUCUUAAAUAAUUUGCAUUUAUCAGUUUUAUCGUCUUGAUAGAGUGUUAUUUUAAGUCUUCCAUUGUGUGAUUGGGUUUUUUGAUGGAAGUUGCAAGAUUUCUCUAAUGUACAGAAUCAUCAAGAGUAAUCUGUAAUCAUUGUUUUGUUUUCCCUGCUUAAUAAAUUAUUAUUUGGGACA
Parasteatoda tepidariorum (common house spider) is the source of this 1362-nucleotide messenger RNA. Its product is annotated as ubiquitin-conjugating enzyme E2 R2. Lineage: Eukaryota; Metazoa; Arthropoda; Arachnida; Araneae; Theridiidae. The record is from RefSeq and is a predicted model, not a curated record.